AUGGACAAAGGUCUUGUUUUCAAAAGCCACAGCGACAGCAGCGGUGAAAUUCAAGAAAUACCAUACGAGUCAAUCAGAAAUCUUGCGAUAAUUGGAGAUGGCUCUUUUGGUAAAGUGUACAAAAGCUUAUAUAAUAAAUAUGAAAUAGUUGCAGUAAAAGAUGUGCGUGAAGAAGUUUUAGAAGGCGAAAAGAGUAUUUUUGGAUUAUAUCAUCCGAAUGUAAUAAAAUAUAUCGGCUUCGUCAAAGAUACUUCUCCUUGUCGCAUUGUAAUGGAAUACUGUGAGAGAGGAUCACUUAGGAAAGAGUUAGAUGACUGUGGCUGCCUUCAAAAAACCGACUUCUUCUUAUGGAGCAGAAAAAUUGCUGAUGGAAUGAGUUACCUUCAUUCACGAAAAAUUGUCCAUCGAAAUCUGAAUAAGUUAAAGUUACCUCUUCCAAAAACGCCGCUCAAAGAGAUAGAGAAACUUAUUGAGAAGUGCCAAAAACUGGUUUCAAAGGAAAGACCGCAAUUUAAGGAAAUUGUGGAGCGGUUUAAUGGAAAUUCAAUGAAUGAUGAAGAGUCUACAACUACAGAAGAAUUGUGGAAGUCGUGUGUAUUUGAGUGGAGAGAAAAAGCACUUGAAGAAUUAAACCCAGAGUUAUAUCAAGAUAGCGAUUCUUCUGCUAUGGUAGCUGUUUAA
Enterobius vermicularis (human pinworm) is the source of this 681-nucleotide messenger RNA. NCBI's taxonomy places the organism in Eukaryota, Metazoa, Nematoda, Chromadorea, Rhabditida, Oxyuridae. The record is from the annotation of a GenBank genome assembly.